GCGGGAAUUGGAGCGCGGACAGGACCACCGGCGCGGGCUGGCGGGGCAGGUGCAGACCCCGCUGCAGACCGAGACGAGCGUAUGGCUCCGCAGUGCGUCUGCGUGCUGGCUCUGGCGGCUGUGCUGCUGCCAGGCGUCUCCACCAUGUCCACAGGGAAGGGCCGGGAGCGGCACAUCCCUUCUCAGUUCAACCAAGGCGAGCGCUUCGCCAUGAAGGAAGCGCUGAAAGGUGCCAUCCAGAUUCCAACAGUGUCUUUCAGUCCUGACGACAUUAACACUACAGCCCUGGCCGAGUUUGGAGAAUUCAUUCGUACAGUCUUUCCUACAAUUUUCAAAACUAGGUUUAUCCAACAUGAAGUCAUAGGAGAGUACAGCCACCUGUUCACUGUCCAAGGCUCGGACCCCAGCUUGCAGCCCUACAUGCUGAUGGCUCACAGUGAUGUGGUGCCUGCCCCUGAUGAAGGCUGGGAGGUGCCUCCGUUCUCUGGGUUGGAGCAUGAUGGCUUCAUCCAUGGCCGAGGCACACUGGACAACAAGAACUCUUUGAUGGCAAUUCUGCAGGCCCUGGAGCUCCUGCUGAUCAGAAACUACAUCCCCCGAAGAUCUUUCUUUAUUGCUCUGGGCCAUGAUGAGGAGGUGUCAGGACAGAAUGGGGCUCAGAAGAUCUCAGCCCUGCUACAGGCAAGGGGUGUCAAGCUAGCCUUCAUUGUGGACGAGGGUAACUUCAUCUUGGAUGGUUUCAUUCCCUACCUCAAGAAGCCCUUUGCCAUGAUCGCAGUCUCAGAGAAGGGUGGGAUUAACCUCAGGCUGCAAGUAAACAUGACUCCAGGCCACUCCUCAGCUCCCCCCAAGGAGACAAGCAUUGGCAUCCUCGCAGCUGCUAUCAGCCGCCUGGAGCAGACACCACUGCCGAACAUGUUUGGAAGUGGGCCAUUGAAAACGACAUUGCAGGAACUGGCAAAUGAGUUCCCUUUUCCUGCCAAUAUUGUCUUGAGAAACCUAUGGCUGUUUGGGCCCCUUGUAAGCAGGUUAAUGGAGAGGAAUUACAUAACCAAUGCACUGGUCAGGACCACGAUGGCACUCACCAUGUUCAAUGCAGGAGUCAAGAUGAAUGUCAUCCCCCCGAUGGCCCAGGCCAUAAUCAACCUCCGGAUUCACCCUGCACAGACAGUCCAAGAGGUCCUAGAACUCGUUAAGAACAUUGUGGCUGACGACCGGGUCCAGUUCCACGUGUUGACUGCCUUUGACCCCCUGCCUGUCAGCCCCUCUGAUCAUCAGGCCUUGGGCUACCAGCUGCUCCGCCAGACCAUACAGUCCAUCUUCCCGGAAGUCAACACUAUUGCCCCAGGUAUUUGUAUUGGCAACACAGACAGCAGACACUAUACGAACCUCACCACUAGCAUCUACCGGUUCAACCCCGUCUACCUGCAUCCUCAGGACUUCCGUAGCAUCCAUGGAAUCAAUGAGAAAAUCUCAGUCCAAGCCUAUGAGACCCAGGUGAAAUUCAUCUUUGAGUUUAUCCAGAAUGCUGACACAUACCAGGAGCCAAUUCCUCACCUGCACGAACUAUGAGGUCGAGGAGCCAGCUGGACUAACCGUGCCUACCCGGGGCAAAGCUAAUGUCGAUGAAACUUUGGGUCAAAACCACAUUGUGAUCCAUCACCCACUUGCCUUACUCACUCCUGAAAUCACCAAAGAACAAGGCCAAGGGUAGAGAAGGGCUGGCAGGAACCUCUUUUCUUCCUUCCUCCAAACAUCUGCAUCCCUUGGCUGACCAACAUUUACUGCCUUGUCAGUAUCCUAGAAGUUACUGGGCUUGUUUGUCUUAUACGGGUUAUUUAACUGCUCCUUGUUAAGGCCUGACUUGACAAACAAAGAAUUAGAAAAUCUCAACUGUUUUUACCUUC
Canis lupus familiaris (dog) is the source of this 1907-nucleotide messenger RNA. RefSeq names its product peptidase M20 domain containing 1 (gene PM20D1). The transcript has 13 exons. The record is from RefSeq and is a predicted model, not a curated record. Gene Ontology annotation, biological process: amino acid metabolic process. Gene Ontology annotation, molecular function: hydrolase activity, acting on carbon-nitrogen (but not peptide) bonds, in linear amides. Bases 82 to 1572 code for a protein of 496 amino acids. NCBI's taxonomy places the organism in Eukaryota, Metazoa, Chordata, Mammalia, Carnivora, Canidae.